GGUGGAGUGACGGAGCGGGGCAGACGAGGCAGCUCCCAGGAGUGGGGGGAAAUCCCCCCCCCUUCGGGUGACCCUUGGAAAGAGGGGAGGUGUCGGGGGAAACUCCCCCCCGCCCCCUGGAACCCAGCGGGCUCUUUAGUUAGGAGGAUUUUGUACAAACCGAGCUUGGCCGGGGGCAGGGGGGUUCUGCUGCCUUUGCUCCUGGCGUGCCCGGCCCGGCGAUGGAGCCCCGGCCCCGCGUGUGAAACGGACUCAGCCGCCGCUGAAGUCGGGCCGGGAGCUGCGGGGCGAGCGCAGCCCAGAGUUUGGUUGCCGGCGGGUGUCCCGCUUUUGAUUUUAUUUUUUGCACGACCCGGAUGAGUUGCUGAGGCAGGGGAGGGGGCUGAUCUCCCCCCCCCCCGCAAACACCCCCACCCCGCCUCGCCUGGCAAGUCGAUGGGAGCCCUGGACCCAGCCUCCGGAGCCAGCAGCCCCGCGCUCACCAUGCUGAAUGGCACCGACAGCCAAAGUUUUGCCAAGGAGCCGCUGGAUCUGCCGGGGGCCAAGGAGCCGGCCGAGCUGAAGAUGGGCGUCCCGGAGCGGUUCUACUUCCCCGACGCCCCGGCUCCGGAGGGCUGCCCGCUGAGCCUGCCCUACAGCCCCCCGCUGGUCCCCGGGGGCUUCCCCGGGAGCGCCCCGGCCACCGGCCGCUUCCUCAGCCCGGCCCUGAACAGCUGCUCCGCCUACCGAGCCCAGCCGCCGCCCGCCGCCGCCCAGCCGGGCAGCCACGGCUUCGCGCUGCCUCCCGGCGAGCUCUACCCGGGCGGCGGCGAGCUCUACCCGAGCCCGGCGGCGGGGGAAGGCUGCUACCCGGGCGCCGUGCAGCACGUGUUCCCCCGGGGCCCGCUCUACCCGGUGCCCGGCUACCAGCUCGCCGGCAAGGUCCAGGUGAUGCUGAACAACUACCCGCUCUGGGCCAAGUUCCACAAGCACCAGACCGAGAUGAUCAUCACCAAGCAGGGCAGGCGGAUGUUCCCGUUUCUCAGCUUCAACCUCUCCGGGCUGGACCCCGUGGCUCACUACAGGGUCUGCGUGGACAUCGUCCUGGUGGAUCAGCACCACUGGAGGUACCAAGGCGGGAAGUGGGUCCAGUGCGGCAAGGCCGAGGGGAACAUGCCAGGUAACCGGCUGUACAUCCACCCCGACUCGCCCAACACCGGGGCCCACUGGAUGCGCCAAGAGGUCUCGUUUGGAAAACUCAAGCUCACCAAUAACAAGGGGGCGUCCAAUAACAUCACACAGAUGAUCGUGCUGCAGUCGCUGCACAAGUACCAACCACGGUUGCACGUGACGGAGGUGAAGGAGGGGGAAGGGGAUGAGGCCUACCCCUCCGGCAACACUCAGACCUUCAUCUUCCCGGAGACGCAGUUCAUCGCCGUCACAGCCUACCAGAACGCCGACAUCACUCAGCUGAAAAUCGACCACAACCCCUUUGCCAAAGGCUUCCGGGACAACUUCGACUCGAUGUACACGACGGCAGAGGGCGACCGCGUGACCCCAUCCCCGCCCGACGCCACCAGCUGCCAGCAGCUCCUGCCUGGCAGCCGCUUCCCAUCCUUCCUGCACGAGCAGUACCCACUGCCCCAGAGCCGCUACUACAACGGGGAGCCGCUGCAGCACAAGGAUCCCCCCCGCUGGUACUUCACCUCCCAGCAGCCCCCCGCUGCCCCCCUGGAUUACAGCGCCUACGAGGGUAGCUACAGCGGGAACAAGUACAUGCCCUUCGGCGUGAAGGCCUUCCCCCUGCCGGCCUCGCCCCACGCCACGCUGCCCUACUACCAGGAGCCCCACCCCUUUGGCUCGCCGCCUGCCGCCUGGCAGCCACCCGCCAAGCCCAGCCCCGGGACGCUGGGCUGGUUCCGGCCCGUGCGGGAUAUCAGGCCCCUUCCCGCCGGCGAGGAGAAGGGGAAGGAGGCGGAGGGCUGGGCCGAGCCGGCCUCGGUCAAGUCGGUGGACUCCUCGGACUCGGGCCUGUUCGAGGCGGAGUGCAAGCGGCGCCGGGUGUCGCCCUACGCCUCCAGCGCCGAGAGCUCACCCCCCGCCCGCAACGGGGACCUGUACGACAAGGACGGGGGCGCCGACCCCGGCUACUACGGGUUCUACGGCAACUGAGGGGGGCAGGGAGGGAGCGUUUUCCUGGUGCUGAUGGGCUGGAGCUCCCCUGCCCCCCAAAUCAUAUCAGGUGUCCCCAGGGAAAGGGUGUGACGGUUGGGGGGGGCGGUUGCUGCAGACAGGCGCAGCAGAGAUGAAGGUGUGCGGGGGGGAAGCUUCUGUGGGUGACUUCGCCCCCUGCGAGCACAGUUCGAGCCCUGCCCACACAAAUGUUACAGGUCGUUGGCGUGUGUGUGUGUGUGCACGCGCGUGCGAGGCUGGGCCCUGCUGGCCCAUGUUUGUGCAUUGGCAUGUGUGCAAACGCCCUCUUGUGCCAGUGUGCGCAGUCGCGUACGGGGGGGAGGAGGCAGCCCCAGAGGUGCUCACACCCGUGUGCAUUUACACACUGACCCACACCCCAGUCACACACAAGCACAUGGCUGCACACUGUUGCACGUGCCUAUUCACCUGCAGCGGUUGCACAUACACAGGGGGGCUCACAUGUGAGAGAAAAAUGCACACGCCUGUGCGCAUGGGCGUGCUUCUUCCCUGGUGUCCUGACACACUCCCCCUCUAUUAAAUUAGGCAAACACCCAACAAGGGCACCCCCUCCUUCCCCCAAAGCACCAACAAUGCAGUUACCCUGCAGCCAGCCAGGGGCAGCAGCGGGCGAGAGCGGCAGGUCUGGCCCCACCCUGCUUAUCACUGAUGCCCAGAGUGCCUGUCUUGCCAACCGCUUCUCCCCCUCCUCCAACCAGGCCAGGGUGGGUUGGGCACAGGGGCACAUUAGGUCUCCUUCCCCCCUGUUGCUCGCUGCUGCCCUCCGGUGGCGACCAGUGGUGGAGGGAGCACCCUCCUAGCAGUCUCAUUUUCCCCCAUUGCAGCAGGCACCUUCCCCCACCCCCCGUCCCCUCAAGCGUGCAGAGGGUUUGGGCGUGAUGGAGGCCUGGUCCAUGCCCAGUGCAGCCCCCUGCAAGCAGGUGCCAAACCACGCAGGUGGCUGGGGGGGGGAGGGAGAGGGGGCAUCAGCCAGAAAUAUUCAUGGAUCUUGCAGCAUUUCAGAGCAGGGCAGGGCAGCCCUGUGUGAACCAGCCCCCUCCCUUUGCACUCCAGCUCCUGGCCUUCCGGGGGGGCUCUGUUCUCCAGUUCCCAAACGGCAGGGAUCCUGCCCCCGAAACCUUCCACCACUCGGCUACCUAAUGAUUCAGGGGGAGGGGGGUUUAGUUAAAUGUUAUUUUUCUCCCCUCCUUGGGGCAUGUCCCAGACCUGCAAUAUCUGAAGCCUCUAGCCUGGGAACACUGGAGGUGGAUUUCUCCAGCCAGACAAUCAGAGGACGGUGCCAGCCUGUUAGUAGCGGGCCCGGCCCUCCUUGCAGCCUGCCACGCCGGGCUGCCUCCCAUUGCAGGCACGGGCCACCCGCAGCCCUGCUGCGCUUGCCCAAACUGUUUACAUGCUGCCCGGCCUAGGCAGCGAAACGAGCGGGUCUGUUCCAGGCGGGGGGUGUGGGGGGGGGUGUGGUUGGAGGGGGUGAGGGUGUUUUUUUAAGAAAAAAUCUUUACUUUGGAAAAUAUUUAUUGACCUAUGUACAGAAUCUACACGUUCACCGUGAUUUGUUUUUUGCUUAAGACUUUCUUUAAAUAAACUGUAAAGCCCUGGUGCCUACACUGUGUAUGU
This is a messenger RNA of Gopherus evgoodei (Goodes thornscrub tortoise), 3804 nucleotides long. RefSeq names its product T-box transcription factor 21 (gene TBX21). Bases 436 to 2151 code for a protein of 571 amino acids. Gene Ontology annotation, biological process: lymphocyte migration; positive regulation of DNA-templated transcription; regulation of transcription by RNA polymerase II. The record is from RefSeq and is a predicted model, not a curated record. The transcript has 6 exons. Gene Ontology annotation, molecular function: RNA polymerase II cis-regulatory region sequence-specific DNA binding; DNA-binding transcription factor activity, RNA polymerase II-specific. NCBI's taxonomy places the organism in Eukaryota, Metazoa, Chordata, Testudines, Testudinidae. Gene Ontology annotation, cellular component: nucleus.